AUGCCAAACGGUAAUCAAAGACACAUCCGACCAUCGCCAGCUCCGAUCGACAAAGUAUCAGAACGAAUACGAAAUCGAGAAAACCAACGUCGUCUUCGGGAGCGGCGCAGAGAGUACACUCAGGAUUUGGAGGAAAGACUACAACAAUUUGAGAAAAAGGGCAUCGAGGCGACAAUACUCGUACAGAGAGCGGCGCGUACAGUAGCCCGGGAGAAUCGACUACUACGGGAGCUACUGCACAGUAAGGGGAUCUCGGAAGCAGAAAUUAACCAGCAUGUCAAUUACAUGAUCAGACCUGCAGCUAUGAAGGAAGAGCAUGUCUCAACCCUUUGCCUUGCUUCACUUGAGCACAUUAAAGUCGACGCUCAGGAUCAGAGCUACUAUCCUUCCAGAAACACUUCCCCGAUUGCAUCACCAUUCCCGACGUCCGGAAGGUCAAAUAACGACGAGAUGGAUUGUGAAGAGGCUGCACGAGUCAUCACUUCUUUACGUGGCAAAGUAGACCCCGAAGCACUGUGGCCACAACUUGGCUGUAGCACAGCGAGAAGGACUCGUGUGAAAAAUUCAGUGCUCAUGACACUAGCGCUCUGA
Zymoseptoria tritici IPO323 is the source of this 591-nucleotide messenger RNA. RefSeq lists its product as uncharacterized. NCBI's taxonomy places the organism in Eukaryota, Fungi, Ascomycota, Dothideomycetes, Mycosphaerellales, Mycosphaerellaceae. Bases 1 to 591 code for a protein of 196 amino acids. The record is from RefSeq and is a predicted model, not a curated record. The transcript is spliced from 2 exons.